Messenger RNA from Sipha flava (yellow sugarcane aphid), 4176 nucleotides. Its product is annotated as ABC transporter G family member 23-like. Gene Ontology annotation, molecular function: ATP binding; ABC-type transporter activity; ATP hydrolysis activity. The record is from RefSeq and is a predicted model, not a curated record. NCBI's taxonomy places the organism in Eukaryota, Metazoa, Arthropoda, Insecta, Hemiptera, Aphididae. The coding region runs from base 155 to 2221 and encodes 688 amino acids. Gene Ontology annotation, cellular component: membrane. The transcript is spliced from 15 exons.
CCAUCAGCAAUUGGCUAUCCCGUCACAUGUACUGUCAGUAUAUGUUCUAGUCUCGUAGAAUAAACGCGUGAUUCUGACAAUUUUUCUCGUUCGUUUCAACCUUUGGUUAUGAGUUGAUAAACUGCACAAUUAUUUGAACACGGAAUUACCAGGAAUGGCUUUAAGUGAUAAGUAUGGAGGCGAUGGGCCAGCCGCCAUUAUGGUCAGAGGAGCGUACAAGAGGUACACUCCGUACAGUGUCGUACUUAGGGGACUCAACAUGACUGUACCCGAAGGCACCAUAUACGGUCUUCUCGGCCCAAGUGGUUGUGGUAAAACUACUUUAUUGAGUUGCAUGGUCGGCCGGUGUGAGCUCGAUGCUGGAGACAUACAAGUCAAAGCCAAGACGAAAUCGAACAUCGGCUACAUGCCACAAGAACUAGCUCUGUACAAAGAAUUCAGCAUCAGAGAAACAAUGAACUACUACGGCCGAUUAUUCGGUAUGACUAGUAGACAAAUAGAAACGAGAACACAUGAAUUGUUAACAUUUUUAGAACUACCAAAUGAAAAAAAUAUCGUCAGUCGAUUAAGUGGCGGUCAAGAAAGAAGGGUGUCUUUCGCAGUUGCAUUACUUCACGAUCCUCAACUUCUUAUUUUAGACGAACCCACAGUAGGAGUGGAUCCAGUGUUAAGCGCGAGUAUCUGGCAACAUCUUCUAGACAUGACAGCAAAUGGAAAUAAGACCGUUGUGAUAACCACGCAUUAUAUUGAAGAAGCCAGACAAGCACAUACGAUUGGGUUAAUGAGAGAUGGUACGUUAUUAGCCGAAGAAUCUCCCAAUCAAUUACUUAUAAAACACAAUUGCUCAACUUUGGAACAAGCUUUCUUGGACCUUAGCAAACGUCAAACUAGAAGCAGUAUUAUGGACAGAGAAGACGAAAAUUGCAACAUCGAAACAUAUCCAGUGCCAAAUAGAAAACCAUUAUCACCUCUAAAACCAGACAGCAUAUGUUCAAAAAUGAGAAUCUUAGCACAGUUAAUGAAAAAUUUCUAUUGGAUGAAAAGAAAUAUACCAAUUAUGUGUUUCCUGAUGAUCUUGCCGGUUGUGCAAUGUUAUUUGUUUUGCACGUGUAUUGGUCGCGAUCCUCAAGGACUGAAAUUAGGAGUAGUAAACGAAGAGCUCAAAACGGGAAUGUCGAGUUGCAGUAGUUAUCCGUCGAGCGGUUGCAACUUCAGCGUACCGUUGAGUUGUCGAUACUUGCAAAAGUUGAACGACAAAAGCUAUAAAUUGAUCGAAUUCGGCACUCUGGAUGAAGCGAAGUUCGCUGUUAAGAAGAACAAGAUCUGGGGAGUGUUGUACUUCGAAGACGGUUAUUCGGAAGCGCUCGGCGCGCGUAUCCAGAUGUUUGACAAUUUGACGGAGAGGACCUUAAACAUCAGCGACGUAAACAUAUGGCAGGACAUGUCGAACCAAUAUGUGAGCAAUCUGUUGCGGAGGGACAUGCUUUCGAGGUACGUGCUUUUCUUGUCCGGCGUGUUCAGGGACUGCGGUUGGCCCGUCGCGAUCGCCGACAUACCAAUCAAGUUGGAAGACGCGAUUUACGGAGACAACAAUCCGAGUUUUGGACAUUUUACGGCGCCAGCAAUCAUAUCGCUAUUUGAAUUCUAUCUUCCAAUGGUGUUCACCGUGGGAGCGAUUCUGAUGGAGAAAAUGGGAGGACUGUUGGAACGGAGUCUUGUCGCCGGCGUGACGGUGACCGAGGUGCUGUUGUCCCACAUCGUCGUCCAGUACAUCGUUUUGAGCGUGCAGACGGCUCUGAUGAUGCUAGUGCUGUUCGUGUUCUUCGACAACCCCAUGGUGGGCAGUCUGGUGUGGUCGUUGUCGUUGCUCUUUCUAACUGGUACCAGCGGCAUGUGUUAUGGGUUCAUGGUGUCGGUGUUCUGUAACACGGACACGUCAGCUACGUUCAUGGGCUUGGGCAGCUUCUUCCCGCUAGCCAUGCUCAGCGGAAUGAUAUGGCCACUGGAAGGUAUGCACUGGAUACUGAGGUCGGUCGGCUGGAUUUUGCCCAUCACGCUGUCCACGGAGUCUUUCAGAGCGCUGUCCGCUAGGGAUUGGUCGAUAACACACCCCACCGUCUACAAGGGAUUCCUGUCCGCCUCGGGGUGGAUUGGCGUAUUCAUGUUGGUCACCAUUAUCGUGGUGAAGAAAAACAACGGUCUGCGAAACGUGACCAAAUAAUGCCCGUGUACAUUUUAUAUGUAAAUAGAUGUAUUAUAAACUGUGUAAAAGUUGAAAUAACGUACGUUUUGUCGAACGGAUCGCGAUAAAACGACGAUUUUUUUUUAUUAUUAUUAUUAUCAUCAUCAUCAUCAUCAUUACUGAUAGAUUUCUUGGUUAUUUAAUAAUUAACGUGUUAUGGAAAUAAGUGAAUAAAUAUAUACUAUAUAUUACCAAUAAAUAAUAAUAAUAAACCAUGACCGAAUGUACGUUGUUUUAAUUUACUGGUUCUCGUGGCUUCGUAUGAUGAUCACGAAUCACUUACGACUCGUGCGGGUAACGAUAAUGAUUUUUAAAUUUCUGCCGCCGUUGAGAAAAUUUAAAAAAAAUCACCUAGAGGGUUUCGUCCUUUUUUUUGUUCUUGAGUGUACGAAAAUGCGCUGGACGUAUUACACAUUACAGCGCAGGCGGUCGGAUUCGGUAUAAAAUGGUAUACAUACUCAGGUGAUUCGUUGAAUAAUUCAUUUAUAAAAUGUUAAACAUGUUAAACAAUCUUAAACAUUUUACUGCAUAGCAAUCGUAAAGCGUCGUCGACCAUAAACGUUAAAACUGUAUAAAAUUAGUAAACUUUGUACACAUAUUAUAGAAGUCGAAAAAAACAAUAUAGUUUUUGAUUGGGCGUUAUGAGUAGGCAAGCUGACAUACAGGAGUAUAAAUGGUGAUAAUUAUAAAUUAUAAUGUUUAACAGCCGUAGGUGUUUUGUGUAAUUUUUACGAAUGUGCGUCCAUUUAAUCUUAUUUAUGUCAUUUUAUUUCCGCAGCAGGACGAAUAUGAAAAUUAAAUAAAAUGUUGAUGAUUGUUUCGUGAUUGGUGAAAUUAAUUCUUUUUUCAAAAAUUAAAAAAAAAAUUUUAAAAAACAAAAACUGUAUGAUAACUUUAAAAGCAAAAUGAAUUACAAUUUCAGAUUUAAUUGGAAUCUGUAUUAUAAGUAUUAAAAUGAAAAUAAGAGUUCAAUUAAAAAAAUAUCCACUCGCGUGUGUAUUAUAACCAUGAUUAUAAAUAUGGUAAAAUAAAUAGUUUAUGAAAACUCUUAAACUUUGUAGAAAAAAAUCAGAAUUAUCUUUUUCAAACAUACAACCGAAUAAUUCAAUCAAAAUAAAUUCAAUGCAAUAUUUUCUCGUUUUUGUAAUAGAUUUUACAAUUUUUUCUCUCGGAAAUUCUAAAUUCUAAAUCUCUAAUUAAGUAACUACUAUUAUUUUUAUCAUAUAACUUAUUAUCAAUAAUGGAACGCUAUACUGUAUGUAUAUAUGAAUAUAUAUGCGAUUUUUAUAAGAUUAUUAAACUGGAAUUGUAUUAACAGACGAAAAAUGUAAUUCAUUUUGAAAACUCAUUAUUGUAUAAUAAUUAUACGGAGCAUGUUUGGCUAUUUUUCGGAAACAAUGAAAAUAAAUAAUGAAAACCAAUAAAUCCUAAGUAAGAACAUAACAUUUGUAAAAUCAAGUUAAUGAAUUACAAAAUUUCUAAUGGACGAAGACGAUUUUAUUAAAUUACUAUAGGUGAAGCGAUUAAAAUAAAGAUUGUUAACAAAAGGAAAAAUUCUCUGGUAAAAUUUUGAAUAUCUGUAUCAUAAAAACAAACGAUAUCCGUGAUUACUAAUUACAAGUAUACCGAUGUGAAUUACGGAUUAAUAAGUAUACAUAUAAUUAAUAAGUAUACGUAUAGAUCGCGCGAUUUCGCGUACGCGUAAACGUUACAUCGAGUACCAGUGGCGCACUUAGAAUAUUUUUAAGGGGGUUUUCCGUCGGUUCUAUAAUUUUUGUUUUUAUUCAUUUUAAAGUUAAUGAUUAUAGAAUUUUAAAUGUCUAAUAUUUAUUAUAAUAUUAUCCUACAUUAAAGUAAUUGUCAAACGAUGAAACAUUAAAGCUUAUUGUAAAUUUAUUAAAGGUUACAAUAAUACAACAUUUUGAAUUAGAAAA